AACUUCCACCACCACCCCGGCGCCUCUGCAUGACGACAUAACUCCGCGCCAAACUAGUUAGCUAGCUGAAUGACGGCUAGGGUUACUCGAAGGAGCGGAGCCGACGUCACUUUACCCGGUACCGGACUAAUCCUCACCUGGAACCCAGAGACAGCUGGGUCUCUCUCCCUCAGUGACCACAGAGAGGUCUGAACCUCUGCCACCAUGACAGACAACAAGCGUCUCGCUUUCUCCAUCCUCCAGUUCCUCCAUGAUCAAGUCAAGUCAGGGAAUCUGACCUCAGGCGCCCAGGAGAGUCUGGAAGUUGCUGUUCAGUGUUUGGAGACAGCGUUUGAAAUUUCGACUGACGACCAGACCCUCGCCGUCCCCAUGACGUUACCGGAGAUCUUUGCCUCAGCCACAGACGAGCUUCCGGCUGAGUCGCAUGUCAACAACAACUCGGCUCCCCCACAACCUCUGAACUCCCUCACUGAGGAACUGAGAGACGAGGCCGAGACGCUCAAAACUGAUGGCAACGACCAAAUGAAAGUGGAGAACUUUGCAGCUGCUGUUGAGUUUUACUCAAAGGCCAUCGCCAUCAACCCUCAGAACGCCGUCUAUUACUGCAACAGGGCUGCAGCGUACAGUAAACUAGGGAACUAUGCUGGAGCGGUGCAGGACUGUGAACAGGCCAUCCGCAUCGACCCAAACUACAGUAAAGCCUACGGGAGGAUGGGUUUGGCUCUGGCCAGCCUCAACAAACACACAGAAGCAGCUAGUUACUAUAAGAAAGCUCUGGAGCUCGACCCCGACAACGACACCUACAAAACCAACCUGAAGAUUGCGGAGGAGAAGAUGGAAACGUCCAGUCCAACAGCAGGGAUGGGCGGAGUAGAUCUGGCCGGUCUGCUCAGUAACCCCGGCUUCAUGAACAUGGCAUCCUCUCUGAUGAACAAUCCUCAGGUUCAGCAGCUGAUGUCGGGGAUGAUGUCAGGAGCGUACGGUGGGAUGCCAGGAGGAGGAGGAGGAGGAGGGGGAAUGCCAGGAGGAAUGCCAGGAGGAAUGCCAGGGGGAAUGCCAGCAGGAAUGCCAGCAGGAAUGCCAGCAGGAAUGCCAGGAGGAAUGCCAGGAGGAAUGCCAGGAGGAAUGCCAGGAGGCCUAGGAGGAGGGCUAGGAGGAGGGCUAGGAGGAGGACUAGGAGGAGGGCUAGGAGGAGGACUAGCAGGAGGACUAGCAGGAGGACUAGGAGGAAGUGCGGCGCCCCCUGGAGGCGCUGCAGCUGGCGGAGAUUUAUCAGGACUGAUCCAGGCAGGUCAGCAGUUUGCUCAGCAGAUGCAGCAACAGAACCCUGAACUCAUCGAACAGCUGAGGAGUCAAAUCCGCAACCGAACGCCCAGCGCUGGAAACGAGGAGCAGCCAUGACACUCAGAUACAGUUGGACAGGUUUGCGUGCGGAGAAGAAGAGCUGAUUUGGAUCAUUUAUAACUCGAAGGACUAAAAGGAAGGGUUUUUUUCAGUUUUUUGGUUUUUUUUUCUUCCCCCCAUCACUGAAUAAUUCCUGCACGAGAGAACGAGGGGCUCCCGCUUCAUUCAGGAGCCGCAUCACCAAAAACAACAAACAUCCACUUCCUGCGGCUCUGUGUGGUUUUUAGGAAGAACAUUUUGACUUUAACACUUUGAUAUCAAACACAGAUUAAUUCUAUUAAAUAAAUAACGCUCUAAUAGGAACAUGGAUGUUAAACAACAGAGUUUAAAAAGCUUGAAAUUUCUUCUUAAAACUACACAGUGUAACUUUAAAUGUUUUGUCCAGUACCCUGUUUAUUGAUGGAUGUGUGAGUGAGUGAGUGAGUGAUGAGUGAGUGAGUGAGUGAGUGAGUGAGUGAGUGAGUGAGUGAGUGAGUGAGUGAGUGAGUGAGUGAGUGAGUAUCAGGGUUAAUUUAGUGUGUGUGGCAGGUUGAGCUGUGAGGAGGCAGAGAGCUGUUCAAAACACAGUCUGACAAUUAAAAAGAGCAUCUCAACAUUUUACACCCUC
Molecule: messenger RNA, 2011 nt
Organism: Sebastes umbrosus (honeycomb rockfish)
Lineage: Eukaryota; Metazoa; Chordata; Actinopteri; Perciformes; Sebastidae
Gene: sgta
Product: small glutamine-rich tetratricopeptide repeat (TPR)-containing, alpha
Exons: 13
Coding region: 205-1401 (398 amino acids)
Biological process (GO): post-translational protein targeting to endoplasmic reticulum membrane
Cellular component (GO): TRC complex; membrane
Molecular function (GO): molecular adaptor activity; protein binding
Source: RefSeq, a predicted model, not a curated record